GCGAGCAGGCGGUGAGGAGGCGGGGUUAGCAGCGGCUGGUAGAUCCCCUGUAGCCUCCACCGCCCGUCGCCUUCAUUUACACACACAUCUGCGGAGGGGGCACUUCACCUGUCGCACUCACAAGCUACAAACAUGCCAAGUCAGGUGAAGGCAGCGACUGAAGAAGAGGAGGUCACCACCUAUCAUCCUGCAGAACUCCUGCGAGAACAUGCCCACGUCCCAGACUUCAGAACUUACAGAGAUCUGUAUGAGAAGUCCAUCCAGCAUCCUCAAGAAUUCUGGAUGGACGUGGCCAAGGAAUUCUAUUGGAAAUCUCCCCCCACCGGCAAAGUCCUGGACUAUAAUUUUGAUAUCACCAAAGGCAAAAUCUUUGUGGACUUCAUGAAAGGGGCCAAGACCAACGUGUGCUACAAUGUUGUGGACAGGAACGUCCUGGAGAAGAACCUUGGGGAUAAGACGGCGUAUUUCUGGGAAGGCAAUUCACCCUCUGAUUCUGCAGUGAUUUCCUAUGCCGAAUUACUCAAGCAAGUUUGCAAGUUGGCAAAUACCUUGAAGGAAUUAGGUGUGAAGAAAGGAGAUAGGGUGGCCAUCUAUUUGCCAAUGAUCCCAGAGCUAGUAUAUUCCAUGCUGGCAUGUGCAAGGAUUGGUGCCGUUCAUUCUAUAGUGUUUGCAGGAUUUUCCUCAGAUUCACUUUGUGAAAGAAUCUUGGACUCGCAGUGUGCACUCCUGAUUACUGCAGAUGGUGUGUUCAGAGGAGAAAAACUCAUCAACUUGAAGCAUAUUGCAGAUGAGGCUAUACAGAAAUGCCUGGAAAAGACGCACACUGUGAAGAACUGCAUUGUGGUGAGGCACCUGAGCGGGAGGCUCAACAACCAAAACAAGUCAAAACUUCAGAUUGCCUGGAAUCCAGAUACUGACAGGUGGCUGGACGAGCUAAUGGUGGAGGCGGCUGAGGAGUGUGAACCUGAGUGGCUGGACGCAGAAGAGCCCCUGUUUAUCCUUUAUACAAGUGGCUCCACUGGAAAGCCAAAGGGUGUUUUGCACACAGUUGCAGGAUAUCUGCUGUACACUGCUCUGACAUUCAAGUACGUCUUUGACUACCAUGAAGAUGACAUUUACUGGUGCACAGCUGACAUCGGUUGGAUCACCGGUCAUUCUUACAUUACCUACGGUCCACUAGCUAAUGGCGCCACCAGUGUGAUGUUUGAAGGUAUUCCUACCUAUCCACAUGUGGGAAAAUUUUGGCAAAUCAUUGAGAAGUACAAGGUGAACCAGUUUUAUACUGCACCCACUGCCAUACGCUUACUGAUGAAAUAUGGAAAUGAUGUCAUUCAAAAGUAUGAUCUGAAUUCUUUGAAAAUUCUGGGGACUGUAGGAGAGCCUAUAAAUGCAGAAGCAUGGUUAUGGUACUAUAAUGUUAUCGGUAAUCAGAGAUGUCCCAUUGUUGACACUUUUUGGCAGACAGAAACAGGAGGUCAUGUUAUAACCCCUUUACCAGCAGCUACACCUCUGAAACCAGGAUCUGCUACUUUCCCGUUCUUUGGAGUGGUACCCGCAGUACUGAAUGAGCAUGGAGAGGAGCUGGAAGGGGAAGCUGAGGGCUACUUGGUCUUCAAGCAGCCAUGGCCAUCUAUAAUGAGGACUGUGUAUGGCGACCAGGAACGGUUUGAAAGCACAUAUUUCAGAAAGUUCCCUGGGUAUUAUGUUGCUGGAGAUGGAUGCAGGAGAGAUAAGGAUGGAUACAUCUGGAUUACAGGACGCAUUGAUGACAUGCUGAAUGUUUCAGGUCACCUGCUGAGCACAGCUGAGGUGGAGUCAGCCCUGGCGGAGCACCCGGCAGUAGCCGAGGCAGCAGUGGUAAGCCGGCCGCACACCGUGAAAGGAGAAUGUCUUUACUGCUUUGUAAUCUUAAAAGAUGGGAAGAAAUUUACAGAACUGGUUACAGAAGAACUUAAAAAACGAGUUCGGGAGAAAAUUGGGCCAAUAGCGACUCCUGAUUUUAUACAGAAUGCUCCAGGAUUGCCAAAGACACGAUCAGGCAAGAUAAUGCGGCGAGUACUGCGACAGAUUGCGCGGAAUGAGAAGGAUUUGGGAGAUAUAUCUACUCUUGCUGACCCCAGUAUAGUUGAAGUCUUAUUCAGCCAGCGAUGUGAAGCAGCAGCCUGAAGGAUCUUCAGCACAAUCUUCUGUAAAGCAGUCCUUUUUUAUUGAUGUUUUUUAUGGAUUUAAAUCAGUUUAUAGUUUCAAUAUUUAAAAUAUAUCACUGGACAUCAGGAUCCGUCCAUGAGGAAAUCCUCUUCAAGCCAUGAUGUCAUUGGAAUCGGCCCACUGCUUGGGAUGACAUCAUGGCCUUACUUGGUGAACUGCUGUCUGGAUUAGAUACCGACUUAAUUCGCUUUAAUAAUCUAAAUAUAUUAUCAUUCAAAAACCUAAUGUAUAACGCCACAGUGAUUUCUCGAGACAAUAAUUCAGGCAGUUACAAACGCUCACCAAUGAAUACGGAUUGUAGGUUGUAAUGUAUGAAAUGCCUCAAAAUUGCUUCAUUAAAUGUGAAUGUAAAAUGCUAGCAAUACUUGUUAUGUUGCUUAGCGUACGUUGUGUGAUUUGUGUACCUGACAAUAAAAUCUAUUAUGCUGUCAGGUCCGUACAGGUAAUACCAGGCCCAGCAUGCAUCCAACAAUACCACAGCUCUUUGACCCUAGCUCUUUUCUGGCAGGCAAUGUCCUGUGUGUAUUUUAACAAAUGAUACCACAGGCUAAGGUAACGCUCCCAGCCCCCAUACACAUGCAUGCUCAGCUGAGCAUGCAUGUGUUGUGAAUGGGAGUGAAGAGAGAUGAUGUCAGACACCUCUGUUGGCAGCUUAUCUCCCCAUAAACAAAAGGAUCAAGUGUGUUGAAGUCCAACAUGCCCAACCCUUCUCUCCCUUGACAUCUGUCAUUGGGAGAGAGUCAGGAGGCCGACGUACACAUUAGAUGGUCGAACAAUGCAGAUGAAAUUGGUAGGCUUGGCCAACAUACAUCUAAUUUGUAUUUCCAGCUUAAAGGCACUAUUGGAUUGUGAGGGUCCUACAGCUGGGACCCUGACCGAUCACAAGAACUAGGGCUCCGUACCCCCUGCAGCCCACUGAAAUAAAUUAAGUGGUCGGGCAUGUGCAUGGCUGCUCCAUUCAUUUCUAUGGGAGUUCCAGAGAUGGCCUAGUACAGCGCUGAGCCAUCUCAGGAAAUCCCAUAGAAAUUAAUGGAGCAACUGCACACAUGCCAGACCGUGAUCGUUGAGGGUCCCAGCGGUAGGACCCUCACCAAUCUAAUACGUAAUGUAACUGGAAUACCCCUUUAAGGGUAAGUUGGAUGGAUUUAUUGCAGAAGGAUCUGCAACCAUCUCGUCCAUCUGAAUGAGGCUGGCAAAAAUCCAUGCCCAAACUGCAGAAAGAACUCUAUUCACGUGUAUGAAAUGACAUUUCCAAUCGCAGAAAUUUCUGCAACAAAU
Bufo bufo (common toad) is the source of this 3486-nucleotide messenger RNA. Its product is annotated as acetyl-coenzyme A synthetase, cytoplasmic-like. Bases 133 to 2166 code for a protein of 677 amino acids. Lineage: Eukaryota; Metazoa; Chordata; Amphibia; Anura; Bufonidae. The transcript is spliced from 18 exons. The record is from RefSeq and is a predicted model, not a curated record. Gene Ontology annotation, molecular function: acetyl-CoA synthetase activity; AMP binding.